Salvelinus namaycush (lake trout) is the source of this 741-nucleotide messenger RNA. RefSeq names its product amyloid-beta A4 precursor protein-binding family A member 1-like. Gene Ontology annotation, biological process: chemical synaptic transmission. The coding region runs from base 1 to 741 and encodes 246 amino acids. NCBI's taxonomy places the organism in Eukaryota, Metazoa, Chordata, Actinopteri, Salmoniformes, Salmonidae. Gene Ontology annotation, cellular component: dendritic spine; cytoplasm; plasma membrane. The transcript has 6 exons. The record is from RefSeq and is a predicted model, not a curated record. Gene Ontology annotation, molecular function: amyloid-beta binding; protein binding.
AUGCCAAAGCUGAGUGCCCAGCUGAUAGCCCAGUCUAUAGGCCAGGCCUUCAGUGUGGCGUACCAGGAGUUCUUGAGGGCUAACGGCAUCAACCCAGAGGACUUGAGUCAGAGGGAAUACAGUGAUCUGCUCAACACUCAGGACAUGUACAAUGAUGACCUCAUACACUUCUCCAAGUCUGAGAACUGCAAAGACGUUUACAUUGAGAAGCAGAAGGGUGACAUUCUGGGCGUGGUGAUUGUGGAGAGUGGGUGGGGCUCCAUCCUGCCCACAGUCAUCAUCGCCAACAUGAUGCAUGCUGGUCCAUCUGAGAAGUCUGGUCGUCUGAACAUCGGAGACCAGAUCAUGUCUAUCAACGGGACCAGUCUGGUAGGACUACCCCUGUCUACCUGCCAGACUAUCAUUAAGGGUCUGAAGAACCAGUCUCGUAUCAAGCUGAACAUCGUAAGGUGUCCUCCCGUAACCACGGUGCUCAUCAGACGACCUGACCUCAGAUACCAGCUGGGCUUCAGCGUACAGAAUGGCAUUAUCUGCAGCCUUAUGCGAGGGGGCAUCGCUGAGAGGGGAGGGGUCAGGGUUGGCCACCGCAUCAUCGAGAUCAACAGCCAGAGCGUAGUGGCCACGCCCCACGAGAAGAUUGUCCACAUCUUGUCCAACGCCGUGGGAGAGAUCCACAUGAAGACGAUGCCAGCUGCCAUGUACCGCUUGCUAACUGCCCAGGAGCAACCCGUUUACAUCUAG